UCUGAGACGCUAAAACCAUAUCAUUCAUCGCUUCUUAUUCCAUAUCCAGAUAUACAAGAAAUUAAGCCAACACACACACUAAAUAUGAUGAUGAGUUCAUCUAAUAUUCUCCCCUUAGUUACAUUCCUUGUAUUAGUAUUCUUCUCAAGUGGUUCUUGGGCAGCUAAUAAUUCACUUAAUGGAGAUUUUCUCCAAUGCAUUAAGAAGAAUGAGUACUCCUCAAUUCCAAUCCCAAUUUUUACACCUGAUAAUUCUUCAUUUACAACUAUCUUUCGGUCUUCGGCUCGGAACCUUAGAUUUCUAACACCCAACUCAACACAAACACCUCAGUUUAUAAUCACACCAACCCAUGAAUCUCAUGUUCAAUCAGCUGUUGUUUGUUCUCAAAAACAUGGGUUUGAUCUUAAAGUACGAAGUGGUGGUCAUGACGUCGAAGGUUUAUCUUACGUAUCUGACACGCCAUACGUCUUGGUCGACUUAAUUAAUUUUCGAAACAUUAUUGUUGAUUUGAAAGAAAAGACUGCAUGGAUUCAAGCUGGUGCUUCACUUGGAGAGGUUUAUUAUCAAGCUGCAAACAAGAGCAACAACACCCUUGGAUUUCCGGCAGGAUUUUGUCCUACUGUAGGUGUUGCUGGACACAUUAGUGGAGGUGGGUUUGGUGCCUUGGUACGAAAAUAUGGCCUUGCGUCAGACCAGGUCAUUGAUGCUCGCAUUGUCACUGUUGACGGCAAAAUUUACACCAAAGAAACCAUGGGGAAAGAUCUGUAUUGGGCUAUUAGAGGAGGUGGUGCUAAUAACUUUGGAGUGCUUCUUUCCUGGAAGGUCAAGUUGGUUCCUGUCACACCCGUCGUGACUGUUGCUACGAUCAGCAGAACAUUAGAACAAGGUGCCACGGACCUAGUUCAUAAGUGGCAAUUUGUUGCCGAUAGACUCCACGAGGACGUAUACAUUGGGCUCACAUUUUCGGUCGCUAACUCUAGCCGAGCAGGAGGAAAAACGGUAUCAGUUCAAUUCGCGUUCUUGUUCUUAGGAGGCAGUGACAGACUUCUUGAACUCAUGGAGGAGAGCUUCCCUGAAUUGGGUUUGAAGCGAAAUGAAACUACUGAAAUGAAAUGGGUUGAAUCUCAUGUAUACUUCUACGCACGAGGUAGACCAAUCGAGCUAUUAUGGGAUAGAGAUCAUGCAACAAAGAGUUUCCUAAAAAUAAAAGCUGAUUACGUGAGGGAACCAAUAUCAAAAUCCGGUUUAGAAGCUAUUUGGAGAAGGUUUGUAGGAGGAGAUUCACCAGCAAUGUUAUGGACUCCUUUUGGUGGUAGAAUGAACGAGAUUUCGGAAUUUGAAACUCCUUACCCACAUAGAGCUGGCAAUAUUUACAACAUUAUGUACGUCGGAAAUUGGAUGAAUGAGACUGAAUCAGAGAAGCAGAUUGAUUGGAUGAGAAGGUUUUAUAACUCCAUGGCUCGUUAUGUUUCCAAGAAUCCAAGAUCAGCAUAUAUCAACUACAAAGAUCUCGACUUAGGAGUUAACCGUAACAACGUUAGCGAGGCGGUGGGGUACGUACAAGCAAGAUCAUGGGGUAGAAAAUACUUCAAAAGUAACUUUGAAAGAUUAGUCAAAGUUAAGAGCAUGGUUGAUCCUGGUAAUUUCUUCAAGAACAAACAAAGUAUUCCUCCUGUUAGUACUUGGGGCAAGCAGUAGAGAUGGCCAUUGACAGACAGAAGUUAACUACGUAUACAUAUACCAGAUUGUUAUUAGAUUAGGAGUAUAUAUAUUUCGAAAUAACUAAUACAGUGCAGUCCAUAUAAGCUGCGUUUGUAUUUUAUUUAUUUUCUUCUCUUAUGUAAUAAGCUUUGAAAGAGUUUAUGUCUUUCAAAUUUUCUUUGUAUUGGUUUGAUACUUUUAUUUUACUUUAUAUAUGAUGAUUACUUAUGUUGAA
This is a messenger RNA of Papaver somniferum (opium poppy), 1936 nucleotides long. RefSeq names its product berberine bridge enzyme-like 8. The transcript has a single exon. Gene Ontology annotation, molecular function: FAD binding; oxidoreductase activity. NCBI's taxonomy places the organism in Eukaryota, Viridiplantae, Streptophyta, Magnoliopsida, Ranunculales, Papaveraceae. Bases 85 to 1698 code for a protein of 537 amino acids. The record is from RefSeq and is a predicted model, not a curated record.